This is a messenger RNA of Temnothorax curvispinosus, 1186 nucleotides long. RefSeq names its product fructose-bisphosphate aldolase-like. Gene Ontology annotation, biological process: glycolytic process; fructose 1,6-bisphosphate metabolic process. Gene Ontology annotation, cellular component: cytosol. NCBI's taxonomy places the organism in Eukaryota, Metazoa, Arthropoda, Insecta, Hymenoptera, Formicidae. The record is from RefSeq and is a predicted model, not a curated record. Gene Ontology annotation, molecular function: fructose-bisphosphate aldolase activity. The coding region runs from base 1 to 1092 and encodes 363 amino acids. The transcript is spliced from 6 exons.
AUGUGGCACACAAUAUCAUCAUCCGUCACCAAAUGCACCGAACUCGAUCCUGCUCUAUCUCUGGAACUAGAAAAAAUCAUCGAGACGAUCAGUGCGCCUAAAAAAGGAUUGUUGGCCUGUGACGAGUCACCUGCGAGUCUAGAACAGAGAUUUCAGGAAAUCGGUAUAGAUAAUACCGAAUCUACGAGACGUGCUUAUCGAGAAAUGCUGUUGUCCGCUGACAAGUCUCAAUUCUCGCAAUACAUAAGCGGGGUGAUUCUGCACCAUGAAACGAUCCAUCAAAGAACGUCGGAAGAUGUGGAAUUCGUCGAGUUCCUGCGUCGAAGAAACAUCAUAGUCGGUGUGAAAGUCGAUCGAGGUUUAGUGCGUCUCUUCGGUACUGAGGACGAGAAGACUACGCAAGGUUUGGACAAUUUACAGGAGAAUUGUGUUCGGUACAAAAAGGAAGGCUGCCACUUCGCCAAAUGGAGAUGUGUUUUUUCGAUUUCGGAACGAUGCCCCAGUCACCUGGCAAUGAUCACCAAUGCAAAUGUUCUUGCGAGGUUUGCUAGCAUCUGCCAAAGCGCGCGAAUGGUUCCCAUAGUAGAACCGGAGAUAUUGAGCAAUGGCAAAUACGGUAUAGAUCGGGCUUUGCAAGUUCACGAAGAGAUGCUGUCCAUCCUGUUUCGUGCUCUGAACGAGUAUCACGUGUAUCUUGAGGGAAUGGUUUUGAAGCCAGCGAUGGUGCUGUCGGGCAUAAAAAAUGCAAUAAAAUGCACGCCGCAGAUUGUCGCUGAGUAUACGCUAAGAGCAUUACGAAGAACAGUACCCGCAGCAGUUCCAGCAAUUUUUUUUCUAAGCGGCGGUCAAACCGACGAAGAAGCGGUGUUAAAUCUAAAUGCCAUUAACGCAUGUGACAAUAAAAAGCCAUGGAGGCUUAGUUUCUGCUAUGGGCGUGCUUUGCAGAAUAUGGCGAUGAAAAUUUGGAAAAACAAUUCGGAAAACGUGGAUAAGGCUCAAGCAAUGUUUCUUAAAAGAGCUCAAUUAUGCUCCGAAGCAUCUUUAGGAGAAUUACAGGUUGAGGAGAACAACUUGUGCAUUCGAUCGAAUUAAACAGAUAUUUAGUUAUCUCUCUUUAUAUGUAGAUUAAUAUGUAGUUAUAAUAUGAACAUACUUUUAUAAAAUUUUAUAAUCGCCAGAAAAAUUA